Molecule: messenger RNA, 899 nt
Organism: Dermacentor silvarum
Lineage: Eukaryota; Metazoa; Arthropoda; Arachnida; Ixodida; Ixodidae
Exons: 6
Coding region: 240-746 (168 amino acids)
Source: RefSeq, a predicted model, not a curated record
UUACCAUUGGCUCUCCUUCUCCCCUUCUUCUUUUCUCUCCCGCCGUGUUCGUCGCUCUUCGUGGUGCCUGCGCCAGUCGCGAGCACGGACAAAAGGCACCAUCUCUUCUCGCGAGGCCUCGACCAACGUACUGGGAGAGAGGGCACCAAAUUGCCCGUAUAUAGUCGCACAGUCGCCGGUGUGUCCCGCAACCGUGACACCCCAAACCCUUUGCGACCACCCACCGCUCUCAGGCAAGCAUGGAGCUGACAGCGAGAGCAGGAUUGAUCCGCGUCCUUCUCGCACUGUCCUGCGCUACGCUCGCCUUGGCCGGCGGCUACUUCCCAGGCAAGAGGGGCCGGGGUGGUGGCCAACACCAGCAACAACAACAAAUGAAAAUGCCCCCCAUAACAAGAACAUGGCACAUGACAUCGGUGUCCGACUGCAGCCUGGAGCGAUGCCAGCAGAUCUGCGAGGAGCACUACGGCGCCACCAAGCUCGACGUCACGGGGCGUUGUGACGGUGACGGCUGCAACUGCGAGUACCGAGAACCUUGCAGACAGAUGCCAUGCUACCAAAGCUGUCUGAGGACCAAGCGCGGAAAGCUGAACCUGAAGGCGAACUGCAUCAGACACGAGUGCUUCUGCAAGUGGGACAACCACUGCGUAGCUUCCACCUGUGAGGCCUUGUGCCUUAGGGACCACAAGGGAAAGGAAGGAGUGAGGGGACUUUGCGUCGGCGAGGACUGCAGCUGCAGGUGGAACUGAAUAUCAAGAUAAAAAAAAGCCAUCUCGCUUGCCUUCGUGUCACAUUCAAGAAAGAAGCAAGCGAAGAAUUUCCGUUACAAGUCAAGUCUCUCUUACGCUCUGUAUUGUCUGUAUGCUCAAUAAAACUUAUUUGUGAUUCUGCCAAUCUCUCAA